AUGCCUGGCAAGGAAAAGGCAAAGAGGGAGUCCCAUCGCUCCAACCCGCUGAGCGAUGACAUUCACGCUGAGCGCUUUGCCAGCGUCAAGCGCACACCCCGUCGCGCCGCGGACGAGCACGCCGUGGAUCAGGCUGGCUACCUCAUUCCGAACCACACGACGAAACAGAUCUUGCGCACAGCCAAGAAGCAGCUGGAGAUCAUUCAGGCUGAGGUGACGGCCGAGGAGUGCGCCACUUCGGCGCCUGAGGAAGACUCCCGCGACAGCGGCCUGCAGGACCUCAUCGACGAUGAGGAGAUGACGACGGAGGAUCGCGAGCACCACUACGAGAUGGAGGCGGCGGCGGAUGGCGAGGACGUGGUACUGGAGUACGACGACAACGACUCCAUUGCGUCGGAAAUGUUGGUGGAGGUGCCGGACGUGUCGCCGGAGAUGUACGGCAUCGACGAAGAGGAGGCACGACUGCUGAACGCCUUCCAACCUGCCUCGCGUGUGCAGAGUCGCAACUUGGCGGAUAUGAUAAUGGAAAAAAUUAGGGAGAAAGAGCAGAGCGCCCGCAGUGGCGCAGCCCCGAGCCCGAGCGAGAACGCCAGCAUGGCGGAAAAGGACGGUGAGGAAAAGAUCGACAGCCGUGUGGCACGUGUGUACACGGCCAUCGGCACAGUGCUGAAGCGCUACACCUCCGGCAAGAUUCCGAAGGCAUUCAAAAUUUUGCCAAACGUGAAGAAUUGGGAGCAGCUGCUGAUGCUGACGCGCCCGGAUCAGUGGUCCCCGCACGCCACCUACCAAGCCACCCGCAUCUUUGCCGCCAACUUGAACGAGAGUAUGCUGCAGCGAUACUAUGCCGCAGUGCUGCUGCCCAUUGUGCACGAGCGACUGCUUGAGGAGAAAAAACUGCACCCAGCUCUGUACAUGGCAGUACGCAAGGCGCUCUUUAAGCCUGUCGCCUUCUUCAAGGGCUUUCUGCUGCCGCUGGCAAUGGACGAGGAGUGCACGCUGCGUGAAGCCCUUGUUGUGGCAAGCGUGUUGCAGCGGUGCCACUUGCCACCGGUGCCCACCGCCGUCACCAUCUACAAGAUCGCGCAGCAGCCCUUCAGUGGCCGGUGCUCUGUCUUUCUUCGUGUGCUCAUCGACAAGAGGAUGGCGCUACCGUACCAGGCCAUUGACGAACUGGUGAAGUACUUCCAUCGCUUCUUGGAAACCCAUACGAAGGAGGUGGCGUUGCCGGUGCUGUGGCACCAGACCCUGCUCUCCUUCACUCAGCACUACAAGGCGGACCUGACCGAGGCGCAGCUAGGGCUGCUAUCCAAUGUGUGCAACGUGCAUUUCCACUACAUGAUCACCCCCGAGAUCCGCCGCGAGAUUGUGGCGGCGCUACGCAUGAAGCAGGGUACGGCACCCGUUUCCUAG
This is a messenger RNA of Leishmania braziliensis MHOM/BR/75/M2904, 1410 nucleotides long. RefSeq names its product putative bystin. The transcript has a single exon. Gene Ontology annotation, molecular function: snoRNA binding. NCBI's taxonomy places the organism in Eukaryota, Euglenozoa, Kinetoplastea, Trypanosomatida, Trypanosomatidae. Gene Ontology annotation, cellular component: nucleolus; preribosome, small subunit precursor; cytoplasm. The record is from RefSeq and is a predicted model, not a curated record. The coding region runs from base 1 to 1410 and encodes 469 amino acids. Gene Ontology annotation, biological process: rRNA processing.